UGCUGAUUUGUCUUUGCUCUCUCUCCUUUCAGGAUCCCUCGGUGACACAGCUCACAAACACUAGCCAAAGUGGCUUGGAUGAAUUCAAUCCCUUUUCUGAGAGCUCCCAGCUGAGGAAUGCAGCACGGACGACGCCGGCCACACAACCCUCUGGCCACUCGCAGCCUGCUGUUCUGCAGACAUCUGUGGAGCCCACUCCCCAGGCUGUGGCUGCAGCAGCACAGGCUGGGCUUCUUCAGCAGCAGGCAGAAUUAGAGAGGAAGGCAGCUGAGUUGGAGAAGAAGGAAAGGGAAUUGCAGAGUAAUGCAGCCAGUAUUAAUCCGAGGCAAAACAACUGGCCACCUCUUCCCAAGAAGUGUCCGAUCAAGCCAUGUUUUUAUCAGGAUUUUUCCGCGGACAUCCCUGCUGACUACCAGCGGAUAUGCAAGAUGCUGUACUACUUGUGGAUGCUGCAUUCGAUUACCCUGCUCCUCAACCUGCUUGCUUGCCUGGCAUGGUUCACAGUCCAGACAGAAAGAGGAGUAGACUUUGGUCUCUCGAUCCUGUGGUUUAUUUUAUUCACCCCUUGUGCCUUUCUCUGUUGGUACCGACCAAUAUACAAGGCUUUCAGGUCUGACAGCUCCUUCAGCUUCUUCGUCUUCUUUUUCAUCUUCUUCUGCCAAAUAGCAAUCUACAUCAUCCAGGCUGUCNCCUGCUCUUCUCUCUCUCACAGCGGAUGGAUCGCGGCACUGUCCGAGCUGCACGGGAACCUGGCGGUGGCUAUUAUCAUGAUGGUGGUGGCAGGAUUCUUCACGCUGUGCGCGGUUCUCUCGCUCUUCCUCCUGAAGCAGGUGCAUUCUCUGUAUCGACGCACAGGAGCCAGUUUCCAAAGGGCCCAGGAAGAGUUUUCCCAAGGCAUCCUCACCAACAGAAGCUUCCAGAACGCAGCCACUGGGGUGGCCUCCUCAGCUGCACAGAAUGCUUUCCGGGGAAAUUAG
Messenger RNA from Antrostomus carolinensis (chuck-will's-widow), 977 nucleotides. It is a transcript of the gene SCAMP2, whose product is annotated as secretory carrier membrane protein 2. Lineage: Eukaryota; Metazoa; Chordata; Aves; Caprimulgiformes; Caprimulgidae. Gene Ontology annotation, biological process: protein transport. The record is from RefSeq and is a predicted model, not a curated record. The annotation marks the transcript as partial. The transcript is spliced from 8 exons. Gene Ontology annotation, cellular component: trans-Golgi network membrane; recycling endosome membrane.